AUGUCAUCCUGCAUGAGAAUUAUAUUAGUAGAGUAUGAUAUCUUUCCAGAAAUUGAUAAUCUAAUGUCUAAAUACCUUACUUCUCAUAUAUUGUCUGCAGAAUAUAUGAAAAUGGCACAAUGCCUUUAUUUUAUUGCUAAUAAAAUGCAAUUAGAUGAUCUUGACUUGAAUUUAAUGGAUGGGUUCAUUGAAGAUUUUUAUGAUGCCAAAAAAGUUUUACUAAAAUCAAUGAUCGCUGAAGUGG
This is a messenger RNA of Dentiscutata erythropus, 244 nucleotides long. The record is from the annotation of a GenBank genome assembly. NCBI's taxonomy places the organism in Eukaryota, Fungi, Glomeromycota, Glomeromycetes, Diversisporales, Gigasporaceae.